CUGCUAUACACUGAAAUCCCAAUAGGGCACGGGGGCUUGGUGAGAGAUUAGAAAGAGAGGGGCCGUGAGGCAGCCGACAUCAUGUGUGGGAACAAGGGGCUGGACUCCCCCCCAUUUGGAAAGAUUCUAAUGAAAUUAGGUCUGGCACUGAUUGUGGUUGGACACCUCAAUUUUAUAUUUGGAGCCAUUGUGCACGGCUUAGUCCUGAGACAUGUAUCACAGAUAAAGGACAAUGAAUCAUGGCAUUAUUCCAUAGCCAACAUUACUGCUGUAGCUUCUGCUAUCUUGAGCAUCUCUUGUGGGAUUAUGGCAAUUGUCUUUUCUCGGUACCUUGAACGUACAUCUUUGCGAUGGGCAUUGUUGAUUCUCAGCAUAUUGAAUGCAGUGCUAUCUGUUGCCUGCACUGUGGGUACUGCUGUUUCUGUUAUAAUCACCAUAGCGAACCAGGGCCGCACAUUGUUAUCUUCUUGCACAUUCACCGACCUGGAACUCAUUCAGAUCUCGCAUGAAUGUCCUUUCGACCCAACAAGAAUCUAUAGCACAUCUUUAUGUCUCUGGGUAAUCUCUCUCUUACUGGAUGCGACAGAGGUUUAUUUUAGCACAAGGUGCUUUUUCACCGUCCUUCAGCUAAUGGAUGUCCGACUGUGUCAUAAACGGAGGCGGAGGAAGGUCAGGAUCCAAAUUCCAAAGAUGGAAGAAGGUGUUAAUGCAGAACAUGAGGAGCUAAAUGCAGAUGAAGGGUAUAGUGUAUUGUGACCAUGUGACACAAUAACACACAGUUUUGGACAUGUGUGGAAUCAUUCUACGAGUGAUUUUGGACAUCAUUCAUUUGGUGUUGAGUGAUCUAUAAGUGUUCUACUAGGAGACGUGAACUCCAAACACAGGGUACUUAUUAUGUGCAAAAUAGUGUUCUGCUGAUAUAUAUGAUGUACAAUGAGCCUUUUUGUCUGUAUGUGUGUGUAUGUGUAUAUAUACCUCUGCUUACUUGAGACUACAUUGUCCGAUUGAGAAUCCAUCUUGCUCACCAUAGAACCCCACCACCUCCUCAAAACCCUACAGGUUUUAUUCUGUACUACAGUUCUAGCACAGCCAACCUUAAACCCUACUUCCCACAUCUAAAAGCUGUAUCCAAGUUAAAAUGUCUCUACCCGCUUUAUCAUUUUUAGAUGCCUCUGCCAAAUUCUGAGUAUAUUUACAAUUGUCAUGGAAUUGUAGCUUCUAUGGUACAUGGUUCUGUUGUCAUUAAUAUUACUGGUCAGGCAAUUCCACUGUAUAUUUGCAUAGAAUUUUGCAGUUAGCUGGAAAGUGCUUUGUUUACAGAUGCCAUGGAAAUAUUUUCUCUUAACUACAGCAUUUUUAUAUAAUAAAA
Messenger RNA from Pelobates fuscus (common spadefoot toad), 1369 nucleotides. RefSeq names its product transmembrane protein 54 (gene TMEM54). Lineage: Eukaryota; Metazoa; Chordata; Amphibia; Anura; Pelobatidae. Bases 82 to 756 code for a protein of 224 amino acids. The record is from RefSeq and is a predicted model, not a curated record. The transcript is spliced from 6 exons.